AUGGCGCGCAGCAGUAAGCGGCAGGAAUCCUACAAAACUCCGGAUCGGCCGAGUGGUGAAGCCAUGGGUGGUCGGUCCGCGGACGUGGAUUCAGCCACUCAGCGUGAGCAACUACCCUUUUCAGAGGCAACAGUGAUCCAAGAUGGAUUCACUGCGCGCUGA
Fusarium odoratissimum NRRL 54006 is the source of this 162-nucleotide messenger RNA. RefSeq lists its product as uncharacterized. The transcript has a single exon. The record is from RefSeq and is a predicted model, not a curated record. NCBI's taxonomy places the organism in Eukaryota, Fungi, Ascomycota, Sordariomycetes, Hypocreales, Nectriaceae. The coding region runs from base 1 to 162 and encodes 53 amino acids.